GUGUGUAAUAAUGUUUUCCUCUCUGCUGAGGCUUAACUUCUCCAGCCUAUUGUUUGAGACAACAGAUAUAAGUUGCGAUGGGAGAGGAGCGUCGGAUUUGGUGUGUAUCCCCCAUUUCCAAUUAUAGAUGGAUCAUUACAGACAGCGGAGUCCUGAGAAGCCAGACAUCUGCUCCUCACAUGAAUGCACUCACCUCCUAGAGACCAGGCUGCCAUCAUGCUCUGGAAGCUCGUGGAGAAUGUCAAGUACGAAGAUAUCUAUGAGAUGUUAGUCCACACCUAUUCAUCCAUGGACCGGCACGAUGGCGUCCCGAGCCACAGCUCGCGGCUGUCCCAGCUGGGCUCGGUGUCCCAAGGACCUUACUCGAGCGCCCCGCCGCUGUCCCACACUCCGUCGUCAGACUUCCAGCCGCCCUACUUCCCGCCCCCCUACCAGCCGCUCCCCUACCACCAGAGCCAGGACCCCUACUCCCAUGUCAACGACCCCUACUCCCUGAACCCACUGCACCAGCCCCAGCAGCACCCUUGGGGGCAACGGCAGCGGCAAGAAGUGGGUUCCGAAGCCGGCUCUCUCCUGCCCCAGCCUCGGGCCGCCUUGCCCCAGCUCUCGGGCCUCGACCCCCGGAGGGACUACCACUCGGUCCGCCGGCCCGACGUGCUGCUGCAUUCGGCGCAUCACGGCCUGGACGCGGGCAUGGGUGACAGCCUCUCGCUGCACGGCCUCGGACAUCCCGGAAUGGAAGACGUCCAGUCAGUUGAAGAUGCCAAUAACAGCGGCAUGAAUCUAUUGGACCAGUCUGUCAUAAAAAAAGUUCCGGUUCCUCCCAAAUCUGUGACUUCUCUGAUGAUGAAUAAAGAUGGUUUCCUUGGAGGCAUGUCCGUCAACACCGGCGAGGUGUUUUGCUCGGUCCCGGGCCGUCUGUCUCUGCUCAGUUCAACUUCAAAGUACAAAGUAACUGUGGGGGAAGUUCAGAGACGGCUUUCGUCUGCUGCUAUCUUUUCAGGAGAAGCUGUUCACUUAGCUCGGGAUUUUGGAUACAUCUGCGAAACAGAGUUUCCUGCCAAAGCUGUUUCUGAGUAUUUGAACCGGCAGCACACAGACCCCAGUGACCUGCACUCCCGAAAGAAUAUGCUGCUGGCCACCAAGCAACUCUGUAAAGAAUUUACGGAUCUGCUGGCCCAGGAUCGGACGCCGAUCGGGAACAGCCGGCCCAGCCCCAUCCUGGAGCCCGGAAUCCAGAGCUGCCUCACGCACUUCAGCCUCAUCACGCACGGCUUCGGCGCCCCGGCCAUUUGCGCCGCGCUCACGGCCCUGCAGAACUAUCUCACCGAGGCGCUCAAAGGCAUGGACAAGAUGUUCUUGAACAACACCACCACUAACAGGCACACGUCUGGGGAAGGCCCAGCUUUGCCCGCAUGGUUUAUGAGCUUCUUCAAAGAGGACUGGGGCUUCCUACACAAUCUAUAAGGGCAACGCGCCCCACGCGUGUGACGUGCGAGAGACGCGAUGGACGCGCCUUGCUCUUACUGUGCAGGUCCUGAGAGCGUGUGGGCCAAUCGCGCCCAGUCGUGUUGAGGACAUAGAAUCAGCCGCUGGAGGGGCCGCGGGCCGCGUGGGCCCUUCCCGCUCUCGGUCUCACCUUAAGGGCUAAAGGGACCGAGAAAUCCCCAUUCUCCAGUAGGUAAUGGGGCGGCGCCCGGAGGGCUGCAGGCGGGGAGGAGUCUCAGCGCUGCCUAGGCCCUUUGCUGCCAGCGGCCACCCCGGGGCCUGCUCCCAGAGGGCAAGUGGCCUAGAAAUGUCCAGGGAAUCAGAAGCUUCCCCCGCCUUUGCCAGGACGAAAACUCUCUCCACCCUCACGCUCCUAAAGGCGAGUGAUGGGAUAGGAAUUCUUACUUGGCUACGCAGGUUCUCUCUGUCGCCCUUCACCUUCAUUCGUGCGUUCUUUCCACGCCCCAGCUAAGUGGAGCCCUGGUGCGCGUCUCUCCGCCUCCCAGCGCCCUCCCCGCGUGGAGAGAGCCCGCUGCCCCCUCCCUUCCUCACUUCUCCUUUAAUGUACGACCCCCGCCCCCUUGCUUUCGUUAGCCAGGCCCGCUACGUUUAUCUGAUAAUUGAGUUAUUAAAAGAUUUGGUUUCCUUGGACCCAUAAAUCAAUAAACAGUAGGAUUAACGCAAGAGUUUCCCUUUUAAGUCAAGGGAAACGUUUAAAGCAAGCCUUGUGGAGCUUUGUUUUCAAACCAAACAGGUGAGCUGCAUGUUUCCCCCCAACCCUACACUCUUUAGACAAUUUAUUACGCCGCGGCUACAUGCUCGGUCCCGAACCAAAAUAGCUAAAGUAGAAAGGAGGAGUCAGGACGUGGCGGCAGCGCUACCCUCACACUUUCCAUUUUGCAAGUUCCUCUGGAGGUUCUAAAGGUCUCCUGACCAUUCUCUGUCCAACACUGCCUCUUCCUACAAGUUCUGUGGGUCUCAGGGGAGAUUAAAAAUAAAAAAAGGCUAUUCUGGGUGCAGAUUCCAUCUCAAAGUGAUCUUUACCUUCUCCCUCCAACCCGGAAGGUCACCACCCUGCCCCAAUUAUCUUCCGUUUUCUUUCCUUCGCUCUUGCUCCACAUCCUUAGCUUUCUCCACCCCCGCAUAGAGAACCGAAGAAGCUUUUCAAAGACCUAGCUGUUUUAUUUUCUUUGGACAAGGAAACCACUUUCUCUCAAGCAAUUAUUUCAUAUCAUAAGAAAACUUUGGUAGAAUGGAAAACCUGAAACCCCGACCUUACCUACACACCGUUCCUCCGGCACAAAGCCUUACUUAAAAGGGCAACUCGUUCCUACUUGAGCGUUUAUAGAGAAUUUGUCAUCACAUCUGAUAUUCUGUAUUCGUAAUACAUUAUAUGGAAAGGAAAUAACCUUAAACCAUCUGAUGUUGCCUCAAGAGCCCAGUGUUUCCCUCUUGUGAUGAUGUAUGUUCAAGUAUGGGGGAGGGGAGAGAAGAAAUAUCAAAAUUCGUUUUUUCUUUUAAAGGUGGAAUGAACGCUGUUCUUUAAAUGCCAAAAUCGACUCCUCUGUUGAGUUGGUCUCUAAUUCACUAACACUGUUUUUGCCACACAAUCGAAAAAUACCAAUCUAUUGACUCUUCAGGAGAAGAGCUCUGGAGGGUAUCCAUGUUGUUUGUAUAUAUUUAUUUAUGCUUAAUUUAACGGGAAUGUGUAAAUAUGGCGAGCAAGUAGUUUGGGAUUAUUUAUCUGUGAAUCUAUACCUCUGUGAAUGGGUGGUAAAACAAAAAACAAAAAAAAACGCUUGACCCUAGGUAGAAUCCUAUCUGAAAUUUUCUGUUCUUUAUAGACAAGCUGUUAUGGUAAUGGGUAGAAAUUGGUUUAUUGUCCAGUGUUGAUCUGAUUUACAUAAAUAAAAAGAUGGUUGUGUUUUU
Hipposideros armiger (great roundleaf bat) is the source of this 3417-nucleotide messenger RNA. RefSeq names its product transcription factor AP-2 beta (gene TFAP2B). Gene Ontology annotation, biological process: regulation of cell population proliferation; regulation of transcription by RNA polymerase II; anatomical structure development. The transcript has 9 exons. Lineage: Eukaryota; Metazoa; Chordata; Mammalia; Chiroptera; Hipposideridae. Gene Ontology annotation, cellular component: nucleus. The record is from RefSeq and is a predicted model, not a curated record. Gene Ontology annotation, molecular function: RNA polymerase II transcription regulatory region sequence-specific DNA binding; DNA-binding transcription factor activity, RNA polymerase II-specific. The coding region runs from base 184 to 1467 and encodes 427 amino acids.